AUUAUAAAGUCGAAUGGACUGAAAAUGGUGUCAUAGAAGUCGAGGAUGAUGAACCUUCAAAGAAUAUUUUAGAGAGACCAACUAUCAGCUUUUUUAAUGAAGGUGAUGAAUCUCUUCCUCCGCUACCACCAGCAGAUGAUUUUAUUUCGAGAUUACAAUUCCUACAAGCUCCGUACGAUAUUCCACCAAUUUAUCAAGGAGUUCGUUUAAUAGUUUAUUGCAUACUUGCAAAGGGGGUUGAACCUAGAAAGAGUAUUACACUUUCUGCGAUGUCUCAGGAUGGUCCAAUGAGGUUGGAAAUUCCGAUUGAUCCCGUCACAUUGCAAGGAACUAAGAUACAUACACUUGCAGCGCGUAAACUUAUUCAAAAUCUUGAAGAUGGAACUUCAUUUCUUCAUAAACAUCAGAAAUAUCGAGGAAAACAAGUUCCUAAUUCUAUUGUUCGUAAUCAGAUCGUUGCUUUAGGUAAAACAUAUAACUUGGCAUCUCGUUAUACUAGUUUUAUAGCGAUUGACGAACGAGAUGUAGAUAUGACUAAAGAACAAGAUGUAGAUAUGACUAAAGAACAAGGCUAUAAACCAUUACAAAUGGUGGUGCCAAACUAUACCCCACCUAAUUAUCAAAAGGUUGGAUUUGGAAGUAACCAAUCCAAUUUUCCUGUGUUUUCCCAACAAAAUUCUCAGACUAUUGGAUUUGGCCAAAUCCCAUGCCAUAUGUCAUUUAAUAGUUUGAUUGCCAAACCUGUUUUUGGAGCAGCUAGCUACUUAUCCGGUAAAAGAGAACAAAUGUCAAAUCAACCGAAUCUAUCUCAAUUUGGUGGAUUCGCAGUUCCAACUAGUACACAACCUCAAGCAUUCAAUACAUCAAGUUCAAAUAUACCAUUUGGUGGAUUCAAUAAUCGAUCUGGUGGAUUUACAGCAACUCUAGCAACCGGCCCACCACUAUUUAGACAAAAUAGGUUGAAUAGUGGUGGAUUUGGAUCAGCAACUCAAACAGCCACAACUCAAACAGCCAGUCAAUCACUAUUUGGACAAAAUACGUCGAAUAGUGGUGGAUUUGGAUUUGGAUCAGUAGCUCAAUCAGCAACUCAAACAGUCAGUCAACCACUAUUCGGACAAAAUACGUCGAAUAGCGAUAAUGGUAGAUUUGGAUUUGGAUCAGUAACUCAAUCAGCAACUCAAACAGUCAGUCAACCACUAUUCGGACAAAAUACGUUGAAUAGCGAUAAUGGUGGAUUUGGAUUUGGAUCAGCAACUCAAACAGCCAGUCAACCACUAUUUGGACAAAAUACGUCGAAUAGCAAUUAUGGUGGAUUUGGAUCAGCAACUCAAACAGCCAGUCAAUCACUAUUCGGACAAAAUACAUUGAAAAGCAAUAAUGGUGGAUUUGGAUUUGGAUCAGCAACUCAAACAGCCAGUCAACCACUAUUCAGACUAAAUAUGUCAAAUAGCGAUAAUGGUGGAUUUGGAUUUGAAUCAGCAACUCAAACAGCCAUUCAACCACUAUUUGGACAAAAUGCGUCGAAUAACGGCCAAUCAUUAUUUGAAUCAAUUACGUCGAAUGAUGGUGGAUUUGGAGCAGCUUUUGGAUUAACAACUCAAACAGUCAGUCAACCAACAUUUGGAACAGCUUUUGGAUCAGCAACUCAAACAUCCAGUCAACCAACAUUUGGAACAGCUUUUGGAUCAGCAACUCAAACAUCCAGUCAACCAACAUUUG
Molecule: messenger RNA, 1719 nt
Organism: Racocetra persica
Lineage: Eukaryota; Fungi; Glomeromycota; Glomeromycetes; Diversisporales; Gigasporaceae
Source: the annotation of a GenBank genome assembly